AUGUCCAUACUCAGAAGAUUCACCAGACUCACUACUCCCGUGCUUGCCUUUGGCGCCGGGCUUGCAUUGUUUCCUGCGGAGUGGCGAAAAUCCAAAUUCCAGCCCGCCAAGUUAACCCACUUCAAUAAGGAUGCCUUGGACAAGAUCUCCAAAUCAGACCUCUUCCAGCAGCUAAAAAGCGAUCCAAACUACAAAAUGUACUACAACAGUCAAAGCUUUCCUCAGCAGCAUCACAAGAACUUCGUCAGCAGGGGCAUGCUUUUCGGACCUGACCUUUUCGAGGUUGACCCCGUCGUGUUCUUGAACGAGUCAUCAGGUGAACUCACUGCUUUCUACCAUUUGGGUAAAGAACUCGUAAGUGGGGACGGCAUGCUUCACAAUGGCAUCACGUCUACCAUUUUAGACGAGGGGCUCUGCGCCUGUGGAUUCUCGAAGCUUCCGUCAAAAAAAGGCGUCACCGCUAAUCUUUCCAUAGACUUCAAGAAUCAGGCGCAGCCACAGAGCACUGUGGUGUUACGGGCACGCGUCGAGGAGGCUAAAGGCAGGAAGGUUGUGAUCAAGGGCAACCUUCUGGUGUUCCCAACCAGGAUUGGCGAAAAGCCGAUGGAGAUUGCCUCGGCUAAAUGUGUUCUAGUAGAGCCCAGAUGGUUCAAGUACUUUCGGUGGCUACAAAUUUGA
Messenger RNA from Candidozyma pseudohaemuli, 678 nucleotides. RefSeq lists its product as uncharacterized. NCBI's taxonomy places the organism in Eukaryota, Fungi, Ascomycota, Pichiomycetes, Serinales, Metschnikowiaceae. The coding region runs from base 1 to 678 and encodes 225 amino acids. The record is from RefSeq and is a predicted model, not a curated record. The transcript has a single exon.